UUGAGGCUGCAUGAGAAAAAGAUUUGGGAAAGUGUUGCUGGAUGUCACCAGCUUUUUAAAAAUACCACAGUGACUCCUAGUUCCUGAGAUGGAGUUUACCAGACAUCACCUGCCCAUGGAUUGGGAAGAGCGGUGGAGGAAAGAAAAGGAGAGGAGAAAAAGAGUGAUUGAAGAGGGCGGAGAAGGGAUAACGCAGGAGAACCGCGAGCUGAGGAGGAUCGUGGCUUACAAUGACUCCAAGAUGGGUCUAUCGACAGGGAGGGGUCAGACAGAAGGGUCAGAGGUCGAGGAGGCAUUCAGGGAUAAAGGUCGUGGUGAUAACGUCCAUAUUUACCACAGUGAAACAUCUUUUAAAGAGAUGUUCAGGGCCCUGAAGGAACUGUGGGAUUCAUCUCUUCUCACAGACCUGACUCUAAACACUGAGAAUGGGAGCUGCCUCCAUGUGCACUCCACUAUCCUGGCUGCUGUCAGCUCCGUCAUCCUGCAGAGACUGAAGGAAACAAGUGGAGAACAGACAGAUGAGGAUGGAGGCUUCCAUAGGUGGUCGCUGUCACUGGGUUCUGAGGUUGAUCCAGUCGGGCUUCAGGCAGUUGUGGAGUUUGCCUACACUGGGGUCAUUUCUCUUUUAAACAAAGACACCACGGCAAACAUCAAGGCUGCAGCUCAAGCACUGGGGGUCGCUAGAGUGGUGGACCUCUGCAACGAAGAGGAGGGGAUGAGGCGAGAUGGAGGUAUGGAGAAGGAAGAGCGAAAGAUCUCUGCUCUGGAUGAGAUGAAGAUCACUCUUGGUUCUGUUGAACACCUGUGGGCAGACAGAGUGGGGUGUGAUGUGAUUUUGGAUGUGGACGGGACUUUGUUCCAUGUUCACAGAGUCAUCCUUGCAGCAAGCAGUGACUACUUCCGUGGCAUGUUCACCUGCGGAAUGAGGGAAUCCCAUCAGACCUGUGUUGCCCUUCCCUUCCUGUUAGCAUCUGAAUUCAAGGCUCUUAUUGGCUGCUGCUACAGUGGGACCCUUUCACUCAGUUGGGACUGUGUCUUCGAGAUCACCUGCACAGCUCUGCAGCUGCAGUUCCAGCCCGCCCUGUCGCUUUGCCUUAACUUCAUGUGGUGCGAAAUGGAGGCAGAGUCAUGUCUGGACAUUGCGUCUUUUGCUGAAGCCUAUGGGAUGUCAGAGCUCCUUGAAGAAGCCAAUGACUUUGUACUGAGGAACUUCUGGGAGGUGUCAUUCACAGCAAAGUUUCAGGACCUACCGGCAGAGAAGCUUCUAGGUUACCUCGGCUGUGAGGGUCUGUGCGUGCCCUCGGAGCUGGUCGUCUUUCGAGCUGUAAUCUCAUGGAUUGAGGCUGAUCCUAAAGAGAGAUUGGGCCAAGCUGCCCGAAUGAUGACCGCAGUCCGCUUUCCUCUUAUGACGUUUCGAGAGUUCCGGGAGGUCAGGGCCAUUAACCUGCGCAUGGAGUGCUUUGGAAACAAAGAAGUUGAACUCUAUGGUUCAGCUCUCAAGGAAUUUGCUUUCAGCUCCCCACAACCCCAAGACCAGUGGCGGGUCAGGCGGCCCAAGGACGCUCUGGUUCUAGUUGGGGGAGACCAGCUGAACCCAGAUAUGGGUCCACGCGUACCAACCAGGGAGCUGUGGUUUGCAAACUCCUUACGCAGUGGCACAGGGUUGGUGAGGGAGAUAGAAUGGAAGAGGCUGGGUGAGAUGCCAGACAACCCCAAGUUCAGGCAUGGAGUAGCAGCAAUGGACGGAAGGCUGUAUGUGAUUGGAGGGUGUUACUUCUAUGCUAAGGAUAAUAUCAUGAAAUCUGCCCAUAGUUAUGAUCCUGUGCAGAACAGCUGGAAGAGGUUGGCAGACAUGCAGGAGUUCAGAAGUAACUUCUCAGUGGUGGCACUUGAGGGACGCCUUUACGCCGUAGGUGGAGACAAAGAGAUCAACACCAACGUAGACAGUGUUGAGAUGUACGACCCGCACACUGACACCUGGAGCUUUGUCCAGCCCCUGGACCGAACUCUGAGCGGCUCCGCUGUCACUGUCGUCGAUGGGGGGAUCUUCAUUUCUGGAGGUUUCGACUGUAAAUAUGUGUGUCUGGUUUCCACGUUCCUGUAUCACCCACAGAGAGGAAGCACCUACCUGGCAGACAUGGCCCAUGACCGGGCUCAGCACUGCAUGGAGGCCCUGCGAGGCCGUCUCUACGUCAGCGGUGGAGUUUGUAACCUGAGGGCAUUUUACACUGAUCAACAAGCCUGUGAGGUGUUCGAUCCCGUGAACGACUCUUGGACCGGUUUUGCAUCCCUGCCUGUUCCCCAUGUGGGUGCAGCUUCCGCCGUCCUGGAAGAGAAGAUCUAUAUACUGGGUGGAUACUGCCAGGACGACUACAGUGAGUCUGGACUGGUGCACCGGUUUGAUCCCCGCACACAGCGAUGGGAAAACAUGGGAAAACUUCCCGGGGCUGUUACCGACAUUCGGGCAUGUCUUCUCCGACUGCCUCAGCACUUUAGACACUAGUUGUUGGGUAUUUAAUCAGCUUCUGGAUGAAAUAAUCAAUUAGAAAAAUAGAGGAAAAUAUGUAAAUAACAGAAACAAUGCAUCAGAAUGUUGGGUUAUUAUGACAAUGAUAUGUUAAUAAAGGCGUUUAAAUCAUUUUACAUCAUUUACACAUUGAGAAACUAUGAAUUUAUUAUUCAUUCUUUUUAUUGGUCUCAUUUACUAUUUUUAUUUUACUGGAAAACGUGUUUGCACAAUCCUACCAGGGCUUGUUGGGACACGAGUAGAACUUGGGUCCCUGAGGGGCCUGAACACUGCUUUUCAAGGUAUAUAAGCCACUGCAGAAAAAACUAUACAGCACAUCAUACAACACAACUUUACAGGUGAGGAAAUGGGCUCCUGGGCUUUGCUUGUGUUGACCCUCCUGGGGUUCUUGUGUGUGGAGCCUGCGUUUGGACAGAGAGGCGACAUGGACGUGGGCGAGUGGAUGAGAGCUCAAGAGAAGCUGAUAAAGAAUUUCCUUGAGAAUCAGAGAAAUGCAGAAACACAACAGAAGGAUCUUGAAGCCCUGGAGGACAGGCUCAAUGCGACUGUGGACGAGCUGACGAGACAGAAGGCCGACAUGGACAAACUGAAGAAAGAGAACGAAGACCUGCAGACAAGACUGAAUGCCUCAGAGAUAGAGAUUGAUAAACUGAAACAGACUGAUGGCAAAG
Messenger RNA from Paralichthys olivaceus (Japanese flounder), 3198 nucleotides. RefSeq names its product kelch-like protein 33. The record is from RefSeq and is a predicted model, not a curated record. Gene Ontology annotation, molecular function: protein binding. NCBI's taxonomy places the organism in Eukaryota, Metazoa, Chordata, Actinopteri, Pleuronectiformes, Paralichthyidae.